GUGUGUUUAUAGUUGCCCUUACACGUGACAAUAUUAUUGUCAAUCCAAAGUAUUGUCAAUACCAUCAAUCCAAUUGGUUUGAUAACUAGAGUCCGAGUUUUUCGAGAAAUUCAAGUGUUUGGUGCUUUGAAUAUUGCAAAUGAAUAUUAAAAUAUUGAGAGAAGAGGACAUUGCACAUAUUUAACAGUUUCUCUCUGGAGAGAAAGUAUUGUCGGAUUGAUGGGCAGUUUUGAUUUUUUGACAAUAUUUUCGUCAAUCCAAUGAAGUUUCCAUUACACGAUCAAAAGUAUUGUCAAUACUCCUUGUAUUGACAAUAAUAUUGUCUGGUGUAAGGGCAGCUUAUUGUUACAGUUUUUGCGACAAAUACCGAUGUAUGAAAAAAUUACCUGGCAAUCCUGCUAACAAUAUUUAAAAAUUUGACAUGGCAUCCCUGUAGUGCACUAAAUAAUAAACAUUGCUUUUUUGUCAACGUAUUAUUUUUAAUGUUUUUUUUUAAAUCGUGAUUUUUUGGUGCUAAAAGUUUAUUCUGAGUGUGAAUAUGUAAUCGUAUUUCUAUUAGUAUUAAUUUGAAUAUGUCGGAAACAGCAACACAAAUAUUAAUGCCGGGGUCAUGUCGUUGCUGUUUGGUAGAGGAAAAUGAAAUGUUUUGCAUUCUUGAUACGUUGGAGGAAUUCGAAAGUACCAUUUGUGAGCUGAUUACUAAUUACAGUGGAAUAACGAUUACCGAAAAUGACUAUUUCUCAAGAAACAUCUGCAACGCUUGUAUGAAUGAUCUACUGACCACAGUGCGCUUUCGACUGCGGUGCAUGAAAACUGAAGACAUACUGCGAAACAUCCAAAUUGAUAUCGAAAAACCGCUGUUGAUGACGAGCGACACUAGUCAGAUAAAUUUGAUCACAAAUGGUUUACCAAUAGUUGAAUCUAAUAUUCAACGUGGUCUGUCUGCCGAAUGUGAUUCAGCCGAUGUUAAGCCGAAAAUGCUGGAAGAUGUACCGGUUGCCAAGCCUCGAAGACCGCGUACUACUGGACCACGCAAAUGUGAUAUCUGUGGAAAAAUGUUUUCCAGAGCCAGUUACCUUAGCAAACAUUAUCGGAUUCACACCGGCGAACGACCCUACAAAUGCAGUUUUUGUCCUAGAGCUUUCGCAACCAGCACUAAUUUUAGAAAGCAUGAACGUGUCCACACAAAUGAUAGGCCACACGAAUGCGAAGAGUGUGAUAAACGAUUCGUAAGCAACAGUCAUUUGAAGGAACACAGGCGAAUUCACACUGGUGAGCGGCCUUUUCAGUGUGACAUUUGUGGAAAGGAUUUUAAAGCUAGCAGUCAUCUUGCGGCUCAUCGAAUGAUUCAUACCGGCGAGCGGGCAUUUGAGUGUGAGUUUUGUGAUAAAUCCUUUAGUAAACGGAACAAACUUAGUACACACAUGCUGACGCACACGGGUGAAAGACCUUAUCAGUGCGACAUCUGCGGAAAAACUAUACAAAGGAAAGAUUUUCUCCGAAUUCACAUGCGCACCCAUGUCGGGACCCGGAAAUGCAAAAUAUGUGGAUUGGAGUUCCUAAAAGGUACUCCAUUGGCACUGCAUCGAAAAGUUCAUAAAAAAGAAGCUUUUCGUAGACUGUAGCUGUGGUUGUCUGUUUCCAAACAUUGCUACGGCGAAUGCGAUCAUAAUUGGUUAAAGUUCGAAACGAAAAAAAAGUUAGUUACUGAUUUGUUUUGAUCGAUUUCUUGAGUACCCGUUUUGUUCAUCACAGAAAAUUUUAAAUAUAUAUAUAUAUAUAUAUACUAUUUUAAAAAAUAACCAUGUUUUAAUCAUAUACAUAAAUUUGUUUAUGUAUGUUUCGACACGUCAGUGCAGAGCAGUUCAAAUUAGGCUAAACUUUAUUACGAAAACCAGUUAUGUGCAUACACUGGGGUCUCUUUUUAUGAGUUUUUUGUCGUGAAUACGACUUACUUUACUAUGGGGUGUCUUUUCAAAAUUUACCCUCUGAGAGUGUGAUAAGUUUUUGAUCGUGAAUAUCUCUUGUUGUAUCUAACGAAUCAACAUAAUUUU
Messenger RNA from Malaya genurostris, 2054 nucleotides. Its product is annotated as zinc finger protein 239-like. Gene Ontology annotation, cellular component: nucleus. Gene Ontology annotation, biological process: regulation of transcription by RNA polymerase II. Bases 573 to 1625 code for a protein of 350 amino acids. The record is from RefSeq and is a predicted model, not a curated record. The transcript has 2 exons. Gene Ontology annotation, molecular function: zinc ion binding; RNA polymerase II cis-regulatory region sequence-specific DNA binding; DNA-binding transcription factor activity. Lineage: Eukaryota; Metazoa; Arthropoda; Insecta; Diptera; Culicidae.